Messenger RNA from Abrus precatorius (Indian licorice), 1638 nucleotides. Its product is annotated as small ubiquitin-related modifier 1. Lineage: Eukaryota; Viridiplantae; Streptophyta; Magnoliopsida; Fabales; Fabaceae. Bases 72 to 371 code for a protein of 99 amino acids. Gene Ontology annotation, biological process: protein sumoylation. Gene Ontology annotation, cellular component: nucleus. The record is from RefSeq and is a predicted model, not a curated record. The transcript has 4 exons. Gene Ontology annotation, molecular function: protein tag activity; ubiquitin-like protein ligase binding.
CAAUAAAGAACGCAGCAUUUGUCGGCGGUGACAUAAAACGAAGCAGAAGCGUUCGAUCGGAGAGUUUGAAGAUGUCAGGUGUCACCAACAACAACGAGGAAGACAAGAAGCCAAGCGAACAAGGCGCACACAUCAACCUCAAGGUCAAGGGCCAGGAUGGGAAUGAAGUUUUCUUCAGGAUCAAGAGAAGCACUCAACUGAAAAAGCUUAUGAAUGCAUACUGUGAUCGACAAUCAGUGGAUUUUAACUCCAUAGCUUUUCUGUUUGAUGGGCGUCGCCUCCGAGCUGAGCAGACUCCCGAUGAGCUGGAAAUGGAGGAUGGGGAUGAAAUAGAUGCCAUGCUUCAUCAGACCGGAGGUGCUGUGGUCUGAAGGAUGUGAUCUACCUUUGUCUUGCACUAUAUGAGUAGAGUUAGUUUAACCUAGGUCUAGGCUAAUGCAUAAGAUGCAUCUUCUAUUAUCUACUUUUAUACAGCAGUUGCCGCUGGACUUUGAAGGCGUAAUGCUUCCUUUGUCAAUAUGAUUGUGAGUGAAUUAUUAUUUCUACCUGUGAAAGCCUAUAUCCAUUUGUCUUAAGUUGCCUUCAUUAGAGUGUGAUAUAUAUCUCAACUCUGAAGCAUGUAUUGGAUAUUUAGCUAAUGUCCUCAGGGCUUAAAGGGAUUAUACUUAGACACGUGUGAAUGGGCAUGCGAUUUUUUAUUUCAAUGGGUACAAAUUAGCCAGGAUUCUGAUAAUAUUAUCAAGGGGCAUCGUUGUCUAUAAAGAUCAAGAUAUGGUUAGAACUCAGUCUUAUUUAUUUAAGAAUAACAAGAUAUGGUUAUAUUGAAGAGGGAAAGACAUGAAAAGAAAAAUUAGAUGACUAAUCAUGCUCGUCAUUUUACCCUUCUCUUUUAAUGUGACUCUAUUUAAUAAACCAUCUUGUUACAGUAGAGCAAAGUAAGUUAAUUUGUGCAUGUAUCUUGUGGAAGACCAAGGCUUUCAAGAGCUAGAUCAAGCGUCAAGUGCCAUCUCUCUCUCUCCCUCCCUCCCUCCCUCUCUCUCUCUCUCUCUCUAGUUCUGACCUUGAUCAUUGGUUAUGGGAGGUGGACUCAAGUUGGUCUAUGAUGGUACUUGUAAUGGAAACAGAUCAAUUGCCAAACUGCUGUUAUCAUACUUGCACCUUUCAGUACCUAAAGAUUUAUUUUGGAGAAAUUUUCUGGUCUUACGGUGGAGUUGGAAUCACUUAAACAAAUUGGUUUUGCCAAAUCAAACAGGUGAAUUCUUUGGGCAAGGUUAUGCUACUCAUCCACAAAUACCAAGCCCACGCAUAGCAUGUGCUAUCUCGUUUCAUUUAUGGACCCGUGCACGACUUUAUUCUUUACUUUCCUUCAUUAAAUUGUGAACUUUGACUUUACAUUUAAGAACGCAUUUCACUAAAAUGGUUCAACAUCAAGCAAACUAAACACUUGUUCAAAACAGUAAGUGUUUUUUAUUGUGAUCAGCAGUGAAACAUUGCUCUGACGUUAACAAAAGAUGAAUCAUUAGCAACUCCCAAAAAGGUGACGAUCGAAUAUUAUAUUUGCCUUAGCUAUGGCAGUAAAGACAUCCUGAUCUGUUUGCAGAUGAUUAUCUCACCUUGAGAAUGUUAGUAUAUGAUUUU